Molecule: messenger RNA, 2974 nt
Organism: Sorghum bicolor (sorghum)
Lineage: Eukaryota; Viridiplantae; Streptophyta; Magnoliopsida; Poales; Poaceae
Product: diacylglycerol kinase 1
Exons: 8
Coding region: 371-2521 (716 amino acids)
Molecular function (GO): ATP-dependent diacylglycerol kinase activity
Source: RefSeq, a predicted model, not a curated record
GGAACCAUCCGGAGGCAGACACGGAUACACUACGCCUCGAUCCAUUGCAGCUGCAAUCUUCUGCUCUUUCCUGUAGCCGUAGGGGAGCGAGCCAUAAAGGAGACUACGCGGCGGCCGGCGGCGGCGGCGGCGGCGACGGAAGUGGGGAGACAGACGGGCGCGGCGGAGACGGUGAGCGAGCGGGGCUAGGCGACGCUCCAUCCAGUUCUCUUCUUCUUGAUUUCAUUCUAGGAUAUUCACAGGGGUUGUGGAGCUUUUCAAGACUCAUGUGAUUGACCUUGUCCCUAAUGUUCUGAUCAAGAGUGUUGCCAUGGUUGAAAGGACGAUAUAGUUUCAAGAUUAAAAUAUUGUUUGGCCCACCGUUGUGAGAAUGGUCUGGUUGCAAGAUCAAAUUGAAAUGCACAAGCUCCACUGGUACAGGAGAGCCCCUACUCCAUCAGAGUUCUGGAUACCACUUGCUGCUUGGUUCACUGUUGGCCUAGUCGGUCUUUGGACAUUUUUUCACUUCUUUUCAUUGUGGCGGCGAAAGAUCAGUUUAAGCUGGAUGAAAAUAAUUGCCAGAUCGAAGAGGAAGAAUUUUGAAAGAAACCACAAGGUUCCUACUGCUGAACAUGUUUGGAACACAGAAUCUUUGAUUCGUGCAAAAGGGAUGAAGUGCUGUGUAUGCUUGGAAUCUCUCUCACCUGCUCAGCCCCUUGGGCAGAUGAUGACUUCAGAAAAUAUGGUUCACCGUUGCAAUGUUUGUGGUGCAGCUGCGCACAUAAUAUGCUCUUCGAAUUCUCAGAAAGACUGCAAAUGCGUCUCAAUGUUCGGGUCCAAACAUGUGGUCCAUCAGUGGACUGUACUCUGGACAGACGUAACCGACCAAUCCGAAGAAGGUCAGUACUGUUGUUACUGUGAGGAGAUAUGCAGUGAAUCUUUUCUGGGAGGUCCUCCCAUAUACUGCUGCAUGUGGUGCCAAAGACUGGUGCAUGCUGAUUGCCAGUCGGCCAUGGUUACUGAAACAGGUGACGUUUGUGACCUUGGUCCCUUCAGGCGCCUUAUUCUGUCACCACUUUUUGUCCGGGCCAUUAGCAAACCUGGUGGCAUCUUGAGUUCUAUAACUCAUGGAGCAAAUGAGUUUGCAUCCACUGUGCGGGGGCGUUUAAACCGAACUAAAAAGGAGAAACAUCAUAGCAGAUUGCCAUCUGACAGUAAUGAUGAUUCAUCAAGUGAUACCACUUUGAACUCAAACCAGAGGGCUGGGGAAUUAAAAGCUACUGGGGGCAGUGUUCAAAGGAGUCCUGAGAAUGAUCAUUAUAGCAGUGAGAGUGAUGGUAGAGAAUUCAUAUCAGAGUCCAGAAGGUUCAGCAGCAAUGAGACUGGUGAAGUUAAACUUGAGUACGUAUUGUCUGAAUUGCCUGCUGAUUCCAGACCUCUUUUAGUUUUUAUCAACAAGAGAAGUGGGGCUCAGCGUGGAGAUCUUCUCAAGCACAAGCUACAUUUUCUUUUGAAUCCGGUGCAGGUUUUUGAAUUGAGUUCUUCACAAGGGCCAGAAACAGGAUUAUUUUUGUUCAGAAAGGUACCACAUUUCAGAAUACUUGUGUGUGGUGGCGAUGGUACUGUUGGUUGGGUUCUUGAUGUGAUAGAUAAGCAAAAUUAUGAAUCACCUCCACCUAUUGCAAUUCUUCCAGCUGGCACUGGCAAUGAUCUUUCGAGAGUUUUAUCAUGGGGAGGUGGCCUAGGUGCUGUUGAGAAGCAAGGUGGCCUUUGCACAGUUUUACAUGACAUAGAGCAUGCAGCAGUCACUAUCCUGGAUAGAUGGAAGGUGGCAGUAGAAGAUAAGAAAUCAAAGAAUGUGGUUCUUGUAAAGUACAUGAACAACUAUCUAGGUAUCGGUUGUGAUGCAAAAGUCGCCCUUGACAUUCAUAAUCUCCGUGAAGAAAAUCCUGAGAAAUUCUACAGUCAGUUCUUAAAUAAGGUGCUAUAUGCGAGGGAAGGGGCCAAGAGCAUCAUUGACAGGGCGUUUGUGGACUUACCAUGGCAAGUUCGGUUAGAAGUUGAUGGCACUGAGAUUGAGAUACCAGAGGACUCAGAAGGUGUGCUGGUCGCAAACAUCCCGAGCUACAUGGGAGGGGUUGACCUGUGGCAAAAUGAGGGUGAGAAUCCUGAAAAUUUUGAUCCACAGUCGAUCCAUGACAAGAUGCUCGAAGUGGUUAGCAUCACAGGAGCAUGGCAUCUGGGAACACUCCAGGUUGGACUUUCUCGGGCACGGAGGAUCGCCCAAGGUCAGUCAAUCAAGAUACAAACGUUUGCUCCUUUCCCUGUCCAAGUGGAUGGCGAACCUUGGGUCCAGCAGCCCUGCACGCUUAAGAUAUCCCAUCACGGACAGGCUUUUAUGUUGAGGAGGGCAAUUGAAGAGCCACUUGGUCAUGCUGCCGCUAUGAUCACCGACGUGCUUGAGCAUGCCGAAUCCAGCCGUGUAAUCACUGCUUCGCAGAAGAAAGCCCUCCUCCAAGAAAUGGCUCUACGGCUGUCAUGAAGCAACGCCGAUCAUUCAGACGUUGCAGAAGGAUAGUUUCCAGUGCUGUGCCCUGCUUGCACUGUGGAGAGGUUCCUAUUGGCAGUGAUAUCCCCACAGGAGCUCGAUCAUGUUUGUCGCAGCAGAUACAGCCCGGGGGGACGUGUCCACGUGUACAGAGAGUUUUUGGUUAUGUUCGCAUUUUGGAAAUAGCAAGGCAAUGUUGUGUACAGGUAUGUGGUGUUGUGUUAUUGUGUAGAAGCUCGGGUAUGCAUGCCCCUUGCCUUGUUCUGUGCAAAUCUAGUUACGCCUGCCAUUUCCAUUUUGUGUUCGGUUGGCUGGAUGGUUUUUUGGGGCUGUGUUGUGUCGCUGCCACUUUGGGUGGUGCCCCACAUGUAAAUGAGACGGGCUUGAAUGCUUGGUUGUAAUGGAAGUUGUGCAAAUAAGUGGUACGUGUUCCAUUAUCUUUCAUCA